Molecule: messenger RNA, 669 nt
Organism: Dictyostelium discoideum AX4
Lineage: Eukaryota; Evosea; Eumycetozoa; Dictyosteliales; Dictyosteliaceae
Exons: 1
Coding region: 1-669 (222 amino acids)
Source: RefSeq, a predicted model, not a curated record
AUGAAAUUUUUAAUAACAUUAUUAGUUGUUUUUAUAAUAAAUAUUUUAUUUGUAAAAUCACAAGUUCAAUAUGUCAAUUUCCAACCAUUUUCAAAUGGUAAAUGUAGUGGAAAUUCACAAGGUAUCGGUUACUCAAUCCAACUUGACACAUGCACCACCUAUGACAGAAACAACACCUACAUGUUUACAUCAUCAUCAAACCAAGUUAAAUGGGCUAAAUAUUCCGUUGAAAACGUAAUUGAACCAGUUUGUUCAGGAUCUGCAACUACAACCCAAACUGUUAAAAUUGGUAAUUGUAUAAAGAAUACAAAUAUUGCAUUUGACGAAUCAUCAUUACCAGCAGUUCAAUAUUUUUAUAAAGUCUCAAUUUCAAAUCAACCAUUAAUCAAUAGUAAUAGUUACAUUAAAUCAUUUAUGUAUAAUGUUGACUCAUGUAAUGAAAAUGAAGUAACCAAUAUUCAAUAUUUUAGUAAUGCAACUAAAGCAAUUGAAAAAUCAACUUCAAGACCAUCAUCAUACUAUUGUAGUGCUUCAAAUCAACCAUACACCUAUUACUGUUCAAUUUGGGGUUGUGGUCCAUCUUAUACCUCUGCAAAUUGUCAACAAAUUAAUUCAACUUCUCCAACUUUAAUUAAUGAAAAUAAUUAUUAUUCUGUAUUUUGUAAUUAA